Messenger RNA from Anolis carolinensis (green anole), 5534 nucleotides. RefSeq names its product transmembrane channel like 2 (gene tmc2). The record is from RefSeq and is a predicted model, not a curated record. NCBI's taxonomy places the organism in Eukaryota, Metazoa, Chordata, Lepidosauria, Squamata, Anolidae. Gene Ontology annotation, biological process: vestibular reflex; detection of mechanical stimulus involved in sensory perception of sound. The transcript has 20 exons. Gene Ontology annotation, molecular function: mechanosensitive monoatomic ion channel activity; voltage-gated calcium channel activity. Gene Ontology annotation, cellular component: plasma membrane. Bases 226 to 2994 code for a protein of 922 amino acids.
GUUUCCACAUCUUUUAGUUCUCUCUCACACACACCCUCCAAACUUCAAAACCGAACUGCUCUCUUCAAACCCUUAAACAGAACUGCCUGGAGCUCUUUUUUUCCUCUGCACUCUAAGACUUGGCUCCUCCCAUCUGCUCUGGUUGGCCAAUCCUAGGAGUCUCUCUCUAAGCUCCUCCCCCUUUCUAACCACACUCAAGAUGGCUGCCUGGCAUUCCUCAACAAAAUGGAUGCCUGCCUCACUCACUGUUACCAAGGCUUUAUUCCUGGCCUAAUAGCUGGAAUUGAGAUUGAUGGAUACGUGGGAAGUGACUCAGAUAGUGAAGAUGAGGAGGAGGAAGAAGAGGAAGAGGAGGAGGAUGAAAAGAUAGAUAGAAAGCAGAAUGCACAGGAAAUGGCAAAGGCAAAGAAAAAGCAUGAUGAGAGGGAUGCUGAUGAUGAAAGUGAAGAAGAGGAAGAAGAGAGCUCCAGGAGGAAAAAAACAAACAAGAAGAAAAACCAGAAAGCUGGUACAAGCGGAGGAGGAGAAAGUGAGGCAGAAGAAACCGGAAAGGGGAAGGAAAGGGCUGGCAAAAAAAUGCCUGGCAAAGAACAAAAGGGAGAAAGCAAAGACAGACAAGCAAACAAGAAAGCAAAGGGGAAGGAGAAAAAGAAAAAGAACACCAGUGGGAGUUCCUGCUCAUCUGCUGCCAGCUCUUCAGAUGAAGAAUCACUAUGUGAAGAAGAACUAGCCAAGCUAAAAGAACAGGUGGAAGAUAAGAAAAAACUCAUAUCUGUUAUGAGAAACAAACCUUGGCGGAUGGUAAAGAAAUUACAGAUGCUGAGGGAGGCUCAAGAUUUUGUGGAAAAAUUUGAAGGAGCCUUGGGAAAGGGCAAAGGAAAAAAGUUAUAUGCCUAUAAAAUGAUGAUGGCCAAGAAAUGGGUCAAGUUUAAGAGGGAUUUUGACAAUUUUAAGACACAAUGUAUACCUUGGGAAAUGAAGAUAAAAGAAGUGGAAAGUCAUUUUGGAUCUUCAGUGGCCUCCUAUUUCAUAUUUCUGCGAUGGAUGUAUGGGGUAAACCUAGUCCUAUUUGGAUUAAUAUUUGGAUUAGUUAUAAUACCUGAGAUAUUAAUGGGUGCAUCAUAUGGAAGUAUCCCCAGAAAAAUCGUACCCAGGGCUGAGCAACCAACUGCUAUGGAUUUCUCUGUUCUUUGGGAUUUUGAGGGCUACAUAAAACAUUCUGCUCUUUUCUAUGGCUAUUACAAUAACCAGAGGACAAUUGGUUGGCUAAAGUACAGGCUGCCAAUGGCAUAUUUCAUGGUUGGAGUUGUCGGUGUAUACGGAUACAGCUUGAUGGUGGUUAUAAGAUCGAUGGCCCGUAAUGCCCAUGAAGACACAGGAGAUGGAGAUGAGGCAAACUUCACUUUUAGCUGGAAAAUGUUCACUAGUUGGGAUUACCUCAUAGGCAAUCCGGAGACCGCAGACAACAAGUUUGCAUCUAUUACAACUAGCUUCAAGGAGUCGAUUGUGGAUGAGCAAGAAAGCAACAAAGAUGAGAACAUCCACUUGAGAAGGUUCCUGAGGGUUUUGGCCAAUGUACUUAUAACAUGUUGCUUAUGUGGUAGUGGCUACCUCAUUUAUUUUGUCGUUAAGCGUUCCCAGACUUUUUCAAAAAUGCAAAAUAUUGGCUGGUAUGAAAGAAAUGAGGUUGAAAUAGUGAUGUCCUUGCUUGGAAUGUUUUGCCCUCCACUGUUUGAAACCAUUGCUGCCUUAGAAGACUACCAUCCUCGAAUUGGACUAAAAUGGCAAUUAGGACGUAUUUUUGCUCUUUUCCUUGGGAACCUAUAUACUUUCUUGUUGGCUUUAAUGGAUGAUGUCAAGGAAAAGUUGACUGAAGAAGGUGUGAUAAGGAACAUAACACACUGGACCUACUUCACAUAUCACAAUGUAACUGCAGGAAAUGGAAGUGCUGUUACUCCACCUCCCAUGGAUCCAGCAGAUGUACCUCGAGGACCUUGCUGGGAAACAACUGUGGGAAUAGAAUUCGUGAGGCUCACUGUGUCUGAUAUAUUGGUGACAUUUGUUACAAUACUUGUGGGGGACUUCCUCAGAGCUUGCUUUGUCAGAUUUGUAAACUAUUGCUGGUGCUGGGACCUAGAGGCUGGCUUUCCUUCCUACUCGGAGUUUGACAUUAGUGGUAAUGUGCUGGGCUUGAUUUUUAACCAAGGAAUGAUCUGGAUGGGAUCCUUCUAUGCCCCAGGACUUGUGGGAAUAAACGUCUUGCGUCUUUUGACCUCCAUGUAUUAUCAGAGUUGGGCUGUGAUGAGCAGCAAUGUUCCCCAUGAGCGAGUAUUCAAGGCAUCCAAAUCUAAUAAUUUUUAUAUGGGGCUUUUGCUGUUAAUCCUGUUCCUCAGUGUGUUGCCGGUCGCCUACACCAUAAUGUCUCUGCCCCCUUCUUUUGACUGUGGUCCAUUCAGCGGAAAAAAGAAAAUGUAUGAUGUCAUUCAAGAGACCAUCAAAAAUGACUUUCCACCCCUUGUAGCCAAGAUAAUCGGUUAUUUAGCAAACCCAGGACUGAUUAUAACUGCAAUUCUGCUUAUGGUUCUUGCUAUAUAUUAUCUCAAUGCUGUGGCUGAAGCAUAUCAACAUGCCAAUGCAGAGCUGAAGAAGAAAAUGUUGAUGCAACGGGAAGAUGAGAAAAACAAGAAGAAUAACAAAGCUUCUACCAACCCAGCACUGCAAGAUCUAGAAGAUUUGCUUGUCUCACAUGUGAAGACCACGGAAGAGCCUAAACCAACAGAAGCGAACAAACCCGAAUCUGCCAGUUCUGCAAUGAAGGAUGUAGCCAGAAACAGUAAUUCUAACACUGCCAGAGGUGUCAAUGAGAAACCUCAUGUGGUAGUAACUCGGCCACCAACUUCAAGGACAGCAGAGGUCCCUUACUCAAAUCAACCAAGAUCUGGGCCUUAUCCAAAGGGACCUCAACUUGGAAUGGGAAGAGGCAAGACUCAUUAGCAAUUGGACAGUAGCUGCUAUACUAGUACUUUAUUAGUAAGUUUGUAUUUAUUUAUAGCAUUUAUAUUCCACCCUUCUCACCCUGAAGGGAACUCAAGAGUGGAUAACAACCCAAACAUUCAAUGCCAUUUAGACAUACAGGACAAAGAGAUAGAGGUAUAUGAGCAUUUCUCCAACUUCGGCGCCUGGAGGUUAUGCUCGAUUCAGGCCACAGGGGAUGCUGUCGCUCCAUCCGAAGUGUUUUCACUCCUUGUUCUUUGAUCACUGGCAUUUAUUAUGACGCCGUAAAAUACCUCCCCGCUUAAGCGGUGCCUAAUUUCUCUAGUCACAGCACAACUGUUUUUGAACCGCUUAGGUAGACAGUGAGCUGGGCUGAUGGGGCUUCGAACUGCUGACCUUCUAGUUGGCAGUAAUUUAUUGCUGUUGAUUAACCAACUGUGCUAAAGCCUGGCGUUAGCACAGCUAAACUGUAGUCUGUCCUAUCUUGAGACUAUGCUUUUUUGUAAAAUUGAGAUAUCAUAUCCAGAUAGAAACAUGUGCAACUGGACAACUAGAAACAGCUUCAGGGCUCAUCCCAAAAUUGCUGAAAUAGGGUGAAUUGUAAUGUAGGGGGAGAGAUCCUCCCAACCAAGCAACCUCUAAAAUGUAUUUAAAUAUACAGUGAGGCUCCUUCCCCUGCCUCCAAAAAAAUACAAAAAGUAAACCUUGGCUUUGUUUUUUAUACAAAGAACUAUACCAUUCUACUAUACUAUUAUAUAUAAUGGGACUUUCUCAUCCAUAAGUUUGUGUAUCCACAUAGGGAAGGGAAUCCUGGAAUCAAACCCCAGUAGAUAUCAAAGGACUACUACUGUAUUUAUGAAAACUCCAAUGAAAAUGCCUUUGUUAAGCUCCUAAAAGGAAUAGUUCAUUUUAAUGGGAAGAUUCACCAAUUUAACACUUAGAAUAGCAGACAUAGUGAAGUGGGUAAAAUGUGUUCUUAGUUUAAAAUACUUUUCUAGCCUCUAAUCCUAUGGCUUGCAUCGAAACUGAAGACUAGACUAGACUGAGCUAUUCAAUUCCCAUUAUCCCAACACAAUAUAGCCGAAGUCCAUGAAUGAUGGCAAUUGCAGCCCGACACCAUCAAACGCAGGGCCAUGAAAAUUUACAUUAACAUCUCUGCAGUUAAUGACAAAGCAAGAACACACAAGACCAUUUUAGGGCUACAAAAAACCAAUUCUAAGAAAAUCUUCCUUUGAACAGAUGUCACUUUCUUUAGUUUGUGUACAUUGUUUUCCAUUUAACUCAAAUUCUUGAGAAAUUAUGCAUUUGGUCAUCUACCUUUUCCACACACCUGGCAUACAUUCCAAUAUCAAAUUAUGUAUCUAUAGAAGAUUGUUUCUGCAAACAAAUUUGUAUAAUUACCAGAGCCCUCUGAAGCUCAAAUCCUGGACAUCUUUCCAAGGGAAUAAGUUUCAUUAAGCUCAACACAACUAAACCCCUUUUCUAUUAAAUGUUUUGUUGCAAAAACGUUUUCUGUGUACUGUUUCAUGACAAUGACCUUCAUUUUUUACUCUUUAAAGAGUAUAUAUUUAUAUCUAGUCUCCCUCAGGUGUGAAAUUGUGUCCCUGUCUUUCCUAGAAUCAGCUUAAAAUAAUGAGGAAAACCUAUAAUGUAAGUCAAAGGAAGCUAUGCGGUAAGUUUCUUGAUUUUGCAAUGGCUACCCUAUCACAGUCUAUAUACAUUUUUUUAAAGUGGGCUUUCAAAUCUGACAAAUGUAAGUUCUUUGAUAGUUUGUAUGACUCUAGGGGCAGAAAACUGCUCCCACCAAAAGUACUUUUAUAAAUGGUUUAACAGGGUUUCAGUGAAAUACUUGUGAAAGUCACCCAACAAAAAUAUUAUAAUAAAUAAUUUAUAGACCGCCCUCUCUGUAAUAAAUUAUUUAUAGACCGCUGGGUCCAUUCUCUUCUGGGAUAGUCAUAACGAUCAAAUUCUUGUUUUCCUUUUCUCAGCAUCCACCUCCAGCUUUAGACAUGGCAAAUGCAAGAAUUGAUAUAUAUAUAGUGUUGACAUAAUGGCAUUAAUCCACCCCAUUCAAAACAACUUUAGCUCUGAUAAAACUUUCUAGUGGUUUAACAAUUUCUGCUCAACUGUGAAAAAAAUAAAACAAACUUUCGUUUGUUUUGUUAAAUUGGCAUAUUUUAGACUCUUCAAAUUAUUCUACAGCUUUGAAUUUACAUUGUCCUAUGCUGUCAUUAAACUAAUUUUAUCUCAUGCUGUCCUGAGAUCUUCCAAGAUAGGGCAGAUAAUAAAUGUUAAUGAACAAACUUCCAGUGACACUCUCACAAAAUGUUUCAACAUAAAUGAAUGUGAGCAAAGCUAUUGUGCCAGGCCUUGAACUUAUGACAUACAGUGGACAUUACACUGUAAAAUAUACAAAAAUGGUACUUCAAGCAAUAAUGUCAAAAUGGCUCAAACUGCAAAGAUUACUUUUUAAGUAAACAAAUUUCAGCAUCUUGUCUAUUUUUUAUUUAUUUAUUUAUUUUGCUAAUAGGAACAAAAUA